AUGGCCGCACCAGUUCUUGACCAGGCACCCUUUACGCUUGACAAUCUACCUUAUGGCGUAAUCUCGACCAAUGCCGAACCCACAGCACGAUGCGCGGUGGCCAUCGGCGAGCAUGCCAUUGACCUUUCCGAAUAUGCGAAGGAAAGACUUAGGCCCUUACAGCAGGGCCACAAUUACUCCUUUGAGCAGGUCUUUGGAGAACCGGCUCUGAACGCCUUUGCUUCGCUCCCCUGGUACGUGGUGCGAGAGCCACUCAGAUGCUUGAUACAAAUACAUCGCAUAUAUCUUAUUCGCGGAUAUUCUGAUUCGAAAUAGGCCGACGAGACGAGCAGUUCGCGAACAAAUACAGUCCGACCUCAAAGCUGGCAAUGUGCCUCGUUCGACCCUGUUGCCUCUCAAAGACAUCAAAUCGCAUCUACCUUUCAAGAUACCCGGAUACAGUGACUUCUACACGUCUCUCGACCAUUGCAAGAACUGCUCUGGAGAGUUGACGACCGCUGCGAUCCCCAAGAAUUGGUAUCAUGCUCCUUCGGUUUACAACUCGAGGGUAUCAUCUGUCGUGCCUACGCCAACCGACAUUCGACGGCCGAAGAAUGUAUACUUCUCUGGAGGGAUGGAUUCGGAGCCCGCGUACGGACCUACUCGGAAGAUGGAUUUUGAGCUGGAGAUGGGAUACUUCGUCUCCACACCAAUUCCCUAUGGUGAGGACAUGGCAAUUGCUGAUGCCAAGGAGCAUAUCUUUGGAUUUGUUAUGCUGAACGAUUGGUCUGCCCGUGAUCAUCAGGUAUUUGAGAUGCGGCCCCUUGGACCUUUCCACAGCAAAGGCUUUGGAACUAGUAUCAGUAACUGGGUCGUCCCUAUGGAGGCCCUGGAGCGCUUUGGCACCGCACCUCAUCUGAAGCAAGACCCUCCGCCGUUUCCGCACUUGACCUGGCCUUCUCCUCAAGAUGGUGCUUUGGACAUCAAGCUUCGGAUUAAGCUGGUCCGUGAUGGUAAAGAACACACCCUUGGCACCAGCAACCUCAAGUACCUGUACUGGACACCCUAUCAGCAAUUGACUCAUCACGCAGCCAGCGGCUGUGGAAUGCAGACAGGCGAUCUGAUUGGCACCGGCACAAUAUCUGGCAGUGGAAGAAAUGAAAAGGACGAGAUGGCUGAGCUGGGCUGUCUAUAUGAAGCGGAAAGAACGAAGACUCAGGUUCUGCCACAGAGCAGUGGACCCUAUCAGGCUGGCUAUUUGGAGGACGGCGACGAGAUCAUACUGGAGGGUUGGUGCGAGGGCGCUGAUGGCACAGUGGUUCUUGGCUUUGGUGAAUGUCGAGGACGCAUUACGCCGCCCAAGUGA
Lecanosticta acicola is the source of this 1345-nucleotide messenger RNA. NCBI's taxonomy places the organism in Eukaryota, Fungi, Ascomycota, Dothideomycetes, Mycosphaerellales, Mycosphaerellaceae. The record is from the annotation of a GenBank genome assembly.